AUGACAGAUGGGGCACAGGCCAACCCCAAAGGGUUCAGGAAGAAGGUGCUGGUUAGAUGCCCCUCUGGAUGGAGGAGGCCAAACAUCAGGGCCUCUCCUCCUUGGAGAACCUCCAGGUCCAGCCUGGGUGUGAAGAAAUUCUUUGCCAUCGCCGUCCUGGCUGGCAGCGUUGUCUCCACAGCCCAUAGCAGCCUGUUCAACCUGAAGUCCAUGGUGGAGGCAGUCACAGGCCGAAGCGCCAUCCUGGCCUUUGUGGGUUAUGGGUGCUACUGCGGGCUGGGGGGACGUGGCCAGCCCAUGGAUGAGGUGGACUGGUGCUGCCAUGCCCAUGACUGCUGCUAUCAGAAGCUCUUUGACCUCGGCUGCCGCCCCUACGUUGACCACUAUGACCACAGGAUUGAGAAUGACACAGUGAUUGUUUGCAGUGAGCUCAACAAGACAGAGUGUGACAAGGAGACGUGUGAGUGUGACCGGAGCGUGGCCCUGUGCCUCAAGAGCCACGCGUACAGGGACCAGUACCGCAGCUACCUCAACGUCUACUGCCACGGGCCCACCCCCAACUGCAGCAUCUACGAGCCACCCCCUGAGGAAACCACCUGUGGACAGGGCUCCCCAGCCUCCCAGGGUCAGGAGCCCCCAGUGACCAGCACCGAGGACCCAUGGUACUGUGCCCUGUCUGGACAGCAAUCAGGAGAAAGCUCAGCCUGCCCUGGCAGUGACUCCCUGGCCAUUGUCACUGAGGAAGCCAAGCAGGACGGAGGCCCCCGUUCUCACCCACUCCUCAAUUUCAUCAGCAAGACAGAGAGUCCUCUGACCAUAAAUCAGAACAAAGAUAAGCACAUCCUCCGAAAGAGUGAGCACCGAGUCACCGGGCCAGUGCGGCUCAGGGAGACCCCGCUGUUGGGUGAGCAGGCUGAGCAUCACGGUGGGAAAGGCCAGUGUGAGACCAUGUUGGCCACCUCCCGUUCCGAUCUGGGUUAUGAAUCUGAAUUCUUGGCCGACCCUGUACCCUGA
Molecule: messenger RNA, 1014 nt
Organism: Dipodomys ordii (Ord's kangaroo rat)
Lineage: Eukaryota; Metazoa; Chordata; Mammalia; Rodentia; Heteromyidae
Gene: Pla2g2f
Product: phospholipase A2, group IIF
Exons: 9
Coding region: 1-1014 (337 amino acids)
Biological process (GO): lipid catabolic process; arachidonate secretion; negative regulation of T cell proliferation
Molecular function (GO): calcium ion binding; phospholipid binding
Source: RefSeq, a predicted model, not a curated record